CAUUCGCUUAAGAAGGCAGAAAACCCAUCGGGGAUUAAGUGCACCCGCAGUUGCAGCACCCGCAGUUGCAGCACCAGGACGGGAGUCAGCGAAUAGUGCGGCAGGUUCCGAACGUUUUGUGAGGAGCAGCGUAAGUAUGUGGUCGAGACUAUUGCUGUGCUUAUUUCUACACGCAAUGUACCAAGGAAUCUGUGCGAAACCGAAUCACGAUAAUGGUCAUCACAAAGGUCAUCACAAGACUGAACAUCAUCAUGGGCACAGCGGCAAGACUACGUUAACCAAUGUGGUCACCGACGAUCUAUGGUCCGCAACAUGGACCACAGAAGUGCACGCCGAGACUACUACGCAUGAACCCCAGGAAACAACCACUGGAGUCGAAACCACCACUGGUGAGCAUGCCCCAGAAACCGAAACCGAAACCACGAUAGCUGCAAGUAGUGGAUCACAAGCCGAAACUACAGAGCCCAAUGGGUCGGAAACAACCACAGGUGCAAUCAACGUUGCGGAAAGUACAACUCAAGUGACAGGGGAAGUUACAGCUGGUGGGUCCAGUGACUCGGUGACUACGACGAUAGCGUCUGGUGGAUCCCAAACAGCAACAGGUACGCCUACUGGGACAGGAGAGACAAGUGAGGUGCACGAAGGACGAGAAACCACAACGGGAGGGUCCAGCGAAUCAACAACCACAACGCUAGCGUCUGUUGGAUCGGACGCAACAACAUCCACAUCAAAUGGCUCGGAAGGUGUAACUACAACGAGUGUGCCGGAAACAACAACAGGAGCAUCAGGGACAGUAACUGAUCUCUCCGGAGGUCCAGAGACUACACUGUUAGAUUCCAAUACAACAGCAACCACAACAAUAGCGUCCGAUGCAUCGGAACCGGCAACGGGUGAGACCAGUGGGUCAGGUUAUACAACUGAAGCGUCUGGAAGCUCAGUGUCCACAACGGGUGGGUCAGAAACAACGACUGGAACGGAAGAGGCCACCACGGGACUCGAAACGUCCACUGGUGUAUCGACAGCGGAAACCACGACUGCGGUGCCAGGACCUGCGCAAGCUACACCGGCAACGCCUCCACCGAUGCCUACGGACACAGAAUAUCCAUUUCUGCCCAGAAUUCUUCGACCUUUACGACCAGUGCCGAUGGAUGUUCGCUAAGUUUGAUGCACUGUAAUCAGACACACGUAUCACAGUGAACUGUGCUCACGUGCAAGAGUACUCCUCCUCAGCUUACUUCAUCAUUUCUUAAAUAUAGGUGUUGCACUUCCCAUAGUUUCAACAUUUGUCUUCCAGCAGAAAAAAAAAACGGGGGGGGGGGGGAGUAAUUUUCUUCGACACAAGGCAUGUGCACAGUAUUGUAAACGCUGGAGGAAUGCGCCACUUUCUGCCGUAAUCAUCAUAGUUAUCACCCGUAUCAGAAGCCAUAUAUGCCCGCAUUCCAACCUCAAAUGACAGCCACUAUAGCUGCUUGACACAAAAGUUGCUCCCUUUUCGAAGUGGGAAGUUAUGGGACAUCCGAUACGACUAAGCCUCCCCCUAUCUCGAAGUCCGGUAGACGUCGUGCGAACCACACUCAAAGCAGAUUACCACGAGCGCAGACGACAGUAAAAAAAUUGACGUCAUACAUGUGUCGCGGCCCGCUUUAACUAUUCAAUCCGUUCGAGAGCUAUAUGAGGCCACAGCGCGCUGCACUGUUUGUCGAAGCUGAUCGAGGGGGUAUAAUGUGACGUGUGCCGAGGUCACCCAAUGGGAAGCAUUGCACAAUGCUGUCGGCUUCCUGGAGAGCGAACGUCACGACGUCACUCUCUCCGGUGAAUAGAGAGCACUAUCUCAAUGCCUUACGCAAUGAGUAUGAUUGAUGUCUGCGGACGCAACAAUUUUUGGAGCCAGCUGCAGACCCACAAGUGUGUCGUCUAGUCAACGGAAAUCAGCUUUUGUACCACUGUAAUUGUGCAGGAUGAGUUUUGCAUCUCGUCUGUUAAACAUGAUGAUAUAGGCGAACAAGCACAAGUUACUUUGAAACGUUGGUUGCCAGACAUGUAACUGUUGUCGCACUUUAAGAAAUGUGUUUUGUUUAUAAGCUUUCGGAGUUAUGCACUGAGAGACAAUGCAAAGAACAAAUAAUUGAAAAAAAUUAAAUAUUUCGCGCGUGUGCCCAAUUUUGAAAUAUUUUAGCUGUACGCACUGACAGGGUCAACGUGUUGUCAUGAGGAGUGAAUAUUUUGCUCGUAAGUAUUGUGAAUAAAGGUGUUCCAGG
Ornithodoros turicata is the source of this 2258-nucleotide messenger RNA. RefSeq names its product mucin-22-like. Bases 137 to 1159 code for a protein of 340 amino acids. The transcript is spliced from 2 exons. The record is from RefSeq and is a predicted model, not a curated record. Lineage: Eukaryota; Metazoa; Arthropoda; Arachnida; Ixodida; Argasidae.